Molecule: messenger RNA, 3076 nt
Organism: Cynara cardunculus var. scolymus (artichoke)
Lineage: Eukaryota; Viridiplantae; Streptophyta; Magnoliopsida; Asterales; Asteraceae
Product: gamma-tubulin complex component 3
Exons: 3
Coding region: 8-2620 (870 amino acids)
Biological process (GO): mitotic cell cycle; meiotic cell cycle; spindle assembly
Cellular component (GO): spindle pole; centrosome; gamma-tubulin small complex
Molecular function (GO): microtubule minus-end binding; gamma-tubulin binding
Source: RefSeq, a predicted model, not a curated record
GCCAUCCAUGGAAGACGACCGUCGUGUCGGAGAUCUUGUCCGGGAAUUAGUCCACCGUCUACACAACAACUCUUCUUCUUCGCUUUCAAACUCAAACCCUAACCCUACCAAUGUCAAGUACGCCACUCGCAUUUUAUCCAGCCGAAUGACGCCAUCGAUCACCGCCGACGAAGCCGCUAUGGCGUAUUCAAUCAAGAACCAACUCGUUAAACAAGGUAAAUUGUCUGAUGCCUUAUCGUUUGCAGAUCUCUAUUCUAAAUUCGCUUCUAAAAUUGGCCCUGGUAGUGUUAACAAUAAGUGGGCCGUGCUUUAUUUGCUCAAAGUCAUUUCCGAAGAUCGUAGAACUAAUCUUAAACUUCAAACGGAUUCGAGCUAUUCGGGUGGACUCCCGACGUUGUUUGAGUCUGAAACUAAUGGAAAUCAUACUAGGGUUACGAAGGAUAGUUCCGGGUUCUCUCGUUUAGGGCGAAAUUUAGAUCAUGAUGGGAGUGAUGAUGCUUUUCCUAAUGAUAAUGUAAAUGGUCUGCGUAAUAGUAAUUCGGAAAAGUUGAAGAAUGGUGGUGUUUUAUUGGUUUCGAGAGAUCCUGAGAAUAUGCAAGAUAUGGCUUAUAGGGAGUUUGCUGUGAUAGUGAAAGAAGAGAAUGAUGUUAUAGAGGAGGUUCUGGUGAGAGAUGUGUUGUAUGCUUGCCAAGGAAUUGAUGGGAAGUAUGUGAAAUUUGAUGAAAGUGUGGAUGGGUAUCUAUUGCCGGAUUCGAUUAGGGUUCCAAAGCCUACUAGAAUUAUGAUUCGUAAGCUAUGUGAGCUUGGCUGGUUGUUUAGAAAGGUAAAAGGGUAUGUUACUGAGAGCAUGAAUAAGUUUCAUGAUGAGGAUGUUGGGACUGUAGCUCAAGCAUUUUGUGCAGCAUUGCAAGAUGAGCUUUCUGAGUACUAUAAGUUGCUGGCUGUACUUCAAUCACAAUCAAUGAAUCCAAUUCCUUUGGUUUCAGAGAAUGCAAGCUCAGGGAGCUAUCUAUCUCUAAGGAGACUUUCGGUCUGGUUUGUUGAGCCAAUGGUUAAGAUGCGGCUAAUGGCUUUGCUUGUGGAUGGUUGCAAGUCUCUAAAGGGUGGUGCGAUGGCUGGAGCCAUUCACAUGCAUGCCCAACAUGGUGACCCUCUUCUUCAUGAUUUCAUGAAACGAUUGCUUCGCCGAGUAUGUUCUCCUCUUUUUGAGAUGGUGAGGAGUUGGGUUUUGGAAGGGGAGCUUGAAGAUAUCUUUUCCGAGUUUUUUGUUUUGGGACAAUCUGUAAAGGCAGAGUCUUUGUGGAGGGAAGGUUAUAGACUCCAUUCUGCAAUGCUCCCUUCUUUUAUCUCCCCAUCUCUUGCUCGGCGUAUACUAAGAACAGGGAAGUCCAUUAAUUUCCUUAGAGUUUGUUGUGGUGAUCGUAGUUGGGCUGAUGCAGCAACUGAAGCCGCGGCUGCCACAGGGACCACAACUAGGAGAGGGGGUCUUGGGUAUGGGGAAACUGAUGCACUUGAGUCUUUAGUCACUGAAGCAGCAAAGAGAAUUGAUAAGCAUUUAAUGGAUGUUGUUUACAAUCGGUAUAGGUUCAAGGAACAUUGUCUUGCUAUCAAGCGAUAUCUCCUUUUAGGACAAGGUGAUUUUGUUCAGUAUCUAAUGGAUAUUGUUGGGCCAGAGCUCUCGGAGCCUGCUAAUACUAUCAGCUCGUUCAAGCUUGCAGGGUUAUUAGAGAGUGCAAUCCGAUCGUCUAAUGCCCAAUAUGAUGAUCCUGACAUUUUAGAUAGAUUGAGGGUCAAAAUGAUGCCACAUAAUACUGGAGACAGAGGGUGGGAUGUGUUUUCUUUAGAUUAUGAUGCAAGAAUCCCGUUAAAUACUGUAUUUACGGAAUCUGUAAUGGCGAAGUAUCUAAGAAUCUUCAAUUUUCUGUGGAAGCUUAGAAGGGUAGAGCAUGCGCUUAUCGGUGCCUGGAAGACGAUGAAACCAAACUUGAUUACUUCUCAUUUCUUCACCAAACUUCCAAAGGCUGUUAAGUUUCGGCUAAUCUUGACAUCACGGAAAUGCCAAGUUCUUUGGAAUGAAAUGAGUCAUUUUUUUACUAACUUACAAUACUAUAUCAUGUUCGAAGUCUUGGAGGUUUCAUGGGCUAAUUUCUCUGAUGAAAUGGAAGCAGCUAAAGAUCUUGAUGACCUACUUGCAGCUCAUGAUAAGUAUCUUCACUCCAUUGUCGAGAAAUCACUUCUUGGUGAACGUUCUCAAGCUCUGUAUAAAACCCUGUUUAUGUUGUUUGACCUUAUAUUACGGUUCCGUAGUCAUGCUGAUCGUCUUUAUGAAGGAAUUUAUGAGUUUCAAGCAAGAACCAUGGAAGAUAAGACCGAUUUACCGAAGCAUUCUAAAAGCAAAAGCGCAGAUUCUGAUUCGUGGCUUAGUGAAGGCAGGAAAGCCAUAACACAACGUGCGGGUGAAUUUCUUCGAAAUAUGGGACAAGAUAUAGAUGCAGUUUCAAACGAAUACUCAUCACUUUUCAAGGGAUUCAUUUCUGAAUUGCCUGUGCAACAACAUAUUGACAUGAAGUUCCUCAUGUUUCGGCUCGACUUCACUGAAUUUUAUGGCUCUGCAUCUUAACUCUGGCAGAAUGCUGUUGAAACAGCUUCCACGAAGAAUCAACUUAACGUUUUACUCAUGGAGGCGAGGCCCUAUCAAUCAAAUGGCCGGCAUGCAUACUCGCAGCAUCUAUAAAACUCCAGUUGAUGUAGCCUUCUGUAUAUCAUUUCUUGUUCUUAGAUUGGAUUUAGUUCACGGGAUAAUGGUCUCCACAAGAGCAAUGUUGCAGUUGAAUUGAAGGUAUGCUGUUGUCCUCGACUGUUAUGUCAAGAAUGGACUCUAUUAGUAUUUUGUUUGAAAGCCAGCAAGAUGGUUGUAGAUGUGUACCAUAGUUUUGUAUUGGCUUUGAUUAAGAGUGAUGGGUGCUGUUUGUGUGCUUUGAGUUCUUCACCAAUAUUUUGUCUUCAAAACUAAUGUCAAUAGUUUGGUAUGUGUUUCCCAAUCUCCAGUUCAAAUGCAGUUCUACAAUCAUUCACU